AUUGAAUCUUCGGGUUUAGAUAUUACGCAAGGAGCUCUCAAAGUUAUCAAUGUGGCCGCCAAUGUAACACCUUUUGAUCGUGCGCAAAGUGCUGAACUUGCGCUUAAAUCAUUAAACAAAAAACAGCAAGAAAAUAAAGAAAAUUUUCGCAAAAAAGAAUAUUAUCAUGCUUUCCUUAGGUUCGAGAUGGUAUUGCAACAAAUUAAAGAUUUUGCCAUAGAUGUUACACAACUUCAAGGAUUUGAAAAACUUUUUAAAGCAAACUUAGUUUCGGAAAAAUUCACACAAUUAACAAAUGACUUUGAUAGA
This is a messenger RNA of Racocetra fulgida, 309 nucleotides long. NCBI's taxonomy places the organism in Eukaryota, Fungi, Glomeromycota, Glomeromycetes, Diversisporales, Gigasporaceae. The record is from the annotation of a GenBank genome assembly.